This is a messenger RNA of Drosophila mauritiana, 1659 nucleotides long. RefSeq names its product DTW domain-containing protein 1. Gene Ontology annotation, biological process: tRNA modification. Lineage: Eukaryota; Metazoa; Arthropoda; Insecta; Diptera; Drosophilidae. The record is from RefSeq and is a predicted model, not a curated record. The coding region runs from base 76 to 1059 and encodes 327 amino acids. Gene Ontology annotation, cellular component: nucleus. The transcript has a single exon. Gene Ontology annotation, molecular function: tRNA-uridine aminocarboxypropyltransferase activity.
CUUGUUAUCGAUAACCAAAUUGGCUGCUUCAAUAAGAAAUUUGUUAUUUCAAUUUAAAGUUGACUUUCCGCUAAAAUGACGCAUCCGCUGGAGGCGCCGCAGCGCAGCCGCAAGUACCCAUUCGUGCACAUGCGCAUCGCGGACCACAGCGCGCUGGACACCAUCGAGGGGCGCCACAACUGCCGCCUGUGCAACCGAUCGCGCAAGUUCUUCUGCUACAGCUGCUGCGUGCCGGUGGGCGAGCUGGAGGAGCUGCUGCCCUGCCUGGAGCUGCCGCUCCAAGUGGACAUCAUCAAGCACAAGAAGGAAAUCGACGGCAAGAGCUCGGCGGUGCACGCGGCCGUUCUGGCGCCGGCGCACGUGAGGAUCCACACAUUUCCGGACAUCCCCGACUAUCGCGAGGAGACGGGCGUGGUGCUCAUAUUCCCCAGCGCCACUGCGCUCACGGUGCCGCAGCUCUUCGCGCGCAACGUGCAGCUGCAGAUCGGCGACAACUACGGGCUGCCCAAGGGCCACCACAUGGGCACCAUGCUGCGCAGGCGAAUGGACGAGGUGGAGGUGAAGGAGUUGCAGGAGGACGCAGAUGAGCCGGAGCAGGCGCGGCGAACCUGGACGCUGGACAACCUGCCCGUCCGCCGAGCCGUCUUCAUAGACAGCACCUGGAACCAGAGUCGCGGGAUCUACGCGGACCCCAGGGUGCGCGGCCUGCGAACGGUGGUGCUGCAGAAUAGACUGUCGCAGUUCUGGCGCCACCAGCGCGGCAGUCCGCGCUGGUACCUGGCCACCAUCGAGGCCAUUCACCAGUUCCUCCUGGAGGUGCACAUCAAUGCCUGGGGCCUGAACGACGCCUACCGCGGACUGGACAACCUGGAGAUCACCGAGGGCUUCCAUCAGCUGGCGGCGCCGCUGACCAAGCAGGCGGCUAGCGAGGAUGUGGGCAGGGAGGCGCCCUACAAUGGGCAGUACGACAACCUGCUCUUCUUCUUCGCCCACAUGUACGAUCUCAUACACAAGUACUACGACCACAACGACCUCAUCGCCUACCGACGACCCAUCUAGCGUUCUAAGUAGUUUGUAUCGGAAUUAAUGGAUAUAUAUUGGAUGUAGUGAGAAGUACACGUAACUGCUGGCCUAGACUACUGCUCCCACUGGUCCUACUGCUUCUUCUUCUUCUUGCCCUCGUCGCCGGACUCGGAGCUCGACGACUUGGCGUCCGUAUCGAUGGGCUUCUGCCACUUGAGCGCAUUGCGACGGUACAGCGGCCACGGCGGAAUGGUGAUCUGCGCGGGAAUCUCGUUCGUUUAGCAAUGGCUGCGCUACCACGACAGCUACUCACCAGCGAGGAGAGCACGAAUCCGGCGCCCAGGAUGUACACGGUCUGCGAGAACUGCUGCACGAAGGCUCCGUAGGCGAGGCCCACGAUUCCGAAGAACGUGAUGAUGAAGCGCGACCAGCGCUCCGCCUUUCCCUGCCCCGCGAAGUCCUGCGGCGGGGGAGUGCGUUAGUGUUAGUGCCAAAGGCUGCGCGGCAUACCUACCAUAUGCGUCUGGAUGUCCAACAUUUUGUGCAAUUCCCAAGCUGCGAUUCAACAAUUUUCGCGUAAACAAUUUUCUUUGCGGCACGUCAGCAGCUGAAUGGUGUGACCGUGCUAGCGGGAAA